This is a messenger RNA of Quercus robur (English oak), 549 nucleotides long. RefSeq names its product G-type lectin S-receptor-like serine/threonine-protein kinase LECRK1. The record is from RefSeq and is a predicted model, not a curated record. Bases 1 to 549 code for a protein of 182 amino acids. The transcript has 2 exons. Gene Ontology annotation, biological process: protein phosphorylation. Lineage: Eukaryota; Viridiplantae; Streptophyta; Magnoliopsida; Fagales; Fagaceae. Gene Ontology annotation, molecular function: ATP binding; protein kinase activity.
AUGGAGUUAGUGAGUAAUAAUACCAAAUGGGAAGCUAAAAAUAUUUCUGUUCUAUCAUCAACCCAAGAGGCUUGCAAAGCAGCAUGUUUGGACGAGUGUAAAUGUGAAGCUGCGCUUUUCAAAGAUGGCGAGUGCACAAUGCAAAGUCUUCCUUUCAGAUUUGUGACAUUACUGAAAGAUGACUCAAAUGUAGCCCUCAGUAAUGUGCCCAAAAAAGAACUUGAGAAAGUGACAGAAAAUUUCAAGGAAGAGCUUGGUAGAGGAGCAUUUGGAAUAGUUUAUAAAGGGGCAAUUGGGGAUGGCAAGAAGCUCAUAGCUGUGAGAAGACUAGAUAAAUUGUUAGCCGAACGGGAAAGAGAGUUUCAGACCGAGAUGAAAGUGAUUGGGAGAACACAUCACAAAAAUCUAGUCCAACUACUUGGGUAUUGCCAUGAUGGACCGAAUAGGCUGCUGGUAUACGAGUACAUGAGCAAUGGGUCGCUUGCAGAUAUAAUCUAUACCAAUAAUUGCAACAGGGACAGCAACCUGCCAAGUCUGACUUUUGGUUAA